This is a messenger RNA of Topomyia yanbarensis, 1059 nucleotides long. RefSeq lists its product as uncharacterized. Bases 1 to 1059 code for a protein of 352 amino acids. NCBI's taxonomy places the organism in Eukaryota, Metazoa, Arthropoda, Insecta, Diptera, Culicidae. The transcript has a single exon. The record is from RefSeq and is a predicted model, not a curated record.
AUGAAACUGGUAGUGCUUGAGCUUCUACUGGUGGUUGUUCUAGCGUCCACUGUCUCAGCAGAUAUCGGAGAGUUUUUCGAUAAUCUGUUUAGUGCCUUUAAGCCAGAGGAAGCAAAAACAGUCGACUUAUCCACAAAUGCAACCACUCAACAGAACUCAACGGAACUCGGCACCAGCACAGUACAGAUCGCAAAUCAGACGGAUACACUAAACUCCACAAACAAAACUUCAACUCCCACGCCAGAGAUUAGUGGAUAUGUGAACCUAACAACGACUACCAGUGCCAGGCUGGAAGAAAAUUCUAUUGCAAAGAGUCAGGCCGAGGUUACACCUGAAACCGGAGAAACUACUCCGGAAGAAGUAACGACAAACCUCGACACCACUAUCGAGAACGGAACUUUAAGCCCCACUCCAUCAACGACAACCAUCGCCGCCGAAGUAAACACAACAACGGUAGUCUACAAGCUGUUCCAUCCAAACACGACAACGACCACAGAACUUACUACGGCAGUAACAGUUGAAGCCACCCAUUCCACCGAGAAUGCCACGAACGCCACAACCUCGACGACCGAGCGAGCCGAAUUCAGCAACAAUGGAACGGGAGUUACUCUAUCAUCUGGAACAAAAAGAGACGUGUCUCUGGAGAUAGACGAAGCACCUCUACAUAUCGUGAAUAUCUCAUCUUCAACUGAAAAUUCUUCCCAUCUUGCACCACCUUUGGCAUCGUAUCGGUUGGCUAACGGGGUAUCCUGUAGCGUAACUGUUCCGGCAGGAACAAGCACGGUGAUCAUUUCAUGCAAUGACUCCACAUUCAAUGCCAGCAGUACAAACCCAUCAAACAGCACAGAGUCUGCAUCUCCCAGCAGUACUCCCGUCGAGCAUAAGAUCAAAAAACGAGAUACCAGUUCCAACGAAAGCUAUCCACCCAGCAGUGCAGUCAGCGACGAUGAUGGUGAUGUUCCGUUGUUCUGGGACAGCGGGGAGAGUGUUGAAAAUGGUUACUUCACCGACGGAGGUGACGCGGUUCCUGACACAACAAUUAUCACCAGCCAGCAGUAG